AUGGAUCGAUUUGUAAAGAGAGCUCGUCUAGAAGACACUGCUCAAAAUAUGAAUGAUCCUCCAGCUGAACCAGCAACACCGUCUAUAACGAACAUAAAAUUCAAAUAUUUGUUUGAUGAAUUUUUUAAAUUAGUGUCGACUGAUGGUGAAAAGCUAAUAGCAUCAUGUAUAAACUGCCACAAGAAUAUAAGUGCGUCUACCAAGUCAAGUGAAAAUUUAUUGAGUCAUAUUAAAAGUCAACAUUCAUUCUUACUCUCCAAAGUUGAAAUAGCCAGAACAAGAAAUAAAAAUAAAAAUAAUUCUGUUCAAACAAAAAUGUUUGAUGUCCGUUCAAAAACAGUGACAAAGGAAAUGGUUAAGACGUUAGUAUUUGAUUAUAUUGUUAACGAAAUGUGUCCAUUAAGAACAUGUGAGAAACCAAGUUUUAAACUUUUAAUAACUAGACUUACUGGAUUAAACGACCAAAUAAUACCCAACAGAAGACAGCUAUCAAAACAUUUAGAUAACAAAUAUGAAUCAUACGUAUCUAUGUUGAUGGAUUUGAUAGCAAAAAGUAGUUUUGUUUGUACAACGGCUGACAUAUGGAGUACAAACAACCGAAGUUACAUGGGAAUGACAUGCCACUUCAUUGAUGAAAAAACAUAUGUCCGGCAUUCAUAUGUCCUUGGCUGUAAACGUAUUAAGGGAAGCCACAACUACCAAAACAUUGCUGAAGUUAUAUCAAAAAUUACACAAAUAUAUGACAUUGAACAUUCAAAAAUAACCCAUAUUAUUACGGACAAUGCUGCAAACUUUGGAAAAGCAUUCAGGGUGUACUCUACUUCUCCAAACAUUGCUCACAAAGAAACAAUGAACGAUUUAGGUAAUUUUGAUGAAAACAGUUCAAAUUCUUCAAAUUCUGAUAGUGGAUCAGACUGUUCAAAUUUUGAGUUAGAAAAUGUAGAAUUCAAUAACUUGUUUUUAACUUCUGAAUCAAACUCAAAUAACGAUGGUACAUUUUGUCUACCAAAACAUAUGCUUUGUUGUGCUCACACGUUGAAUUUGAUUGCAGCUAAUGACAUUUCAAAAAUUUCUGAUAACAAUUAUAACAAAAUAUCCAAAUCUACUUUUUCUAAAUUGUCAAAUUUUUGGAAUUUAGCAAGUCGAAGUACCGCAGCAUCUGAUAAAGUGUAUGAUAUUUGUAUGUGCAAGUUUCCAGUUCCAGUAGUGACCCGGUGGAAUUCAUUAUAUGAUGCAACCCAAAAAAUUUUAGAUCACAAACUAAACAUAGCAAUAAUAUUUGAACAGUUACAUUUGCCCAAAUUGAAAAAUAGUGAGUGGGGAUUCAUAAAUGAAUAUUGUAAGGUUAUGAAACCAUUGGCCUUUUCAUUAGACAAGUUGCAAGGUGAAACAAAAAGUUUCUUGGGAUAUGUGGCUCCCACUAUAUUAGUGUUAAGAAAGUUAUUGAUAUUGAAUCAAUCUGAACAGUUAAUAUAUUGUAAACCUUUGAGUCUUACAAUUAUAAAUAGUCUAGAGAAGAGAUUUAAUUUUUUAUUUUAUCUAAAUGAUCCAAAAAGCAAAGAUUUUAUAAUUGCUUCGAUUAGUCAUCCAAAAUUUAAAUUGGAUUGGGUGCCUGUUCGAUACAAAGAUUUAUGCAAGAAAAUAUUUAUUAAAGAAUGUAAUUCUAUGUCCACUUUAACUAUUAUACAGCCAGACUCUCAAAUGAAGAAAGUGAUUGUACGAGUGAUAAAGAGUUUUAUGAUAAUUUAUACUCACAUCGUUCAAUAA
Molecule: messenger RNA, 1767 nt
Organism: Metopolophium dirhodum (rose-grain aphid)
Lineage: Eukaryota; Metazoa; Arthropoda; Insecta; Hemiptera; Aphididae
Exons: 4
Coding region: 1-1767 (588 amino acids)
Molecular function (GO): DNA binding
Source: RefSeq, a predicted model, not a curated record